This is a messenger RNA of Caenorhabditis briggsae, 762 nucleotides long. The coding region runs from base 1 to 762 and encodes 253 amino acids. The record is from RefSeq and is a predicted model, not a curated record. NCBI's taxonomy places the organism in Eukaryota, Metazoa, Nematoda, Chromadorea, Rhabditida, Rhabditidae. The transcript has 3 exons. Gene Ontology annotation, biological process: cytosolic ribosome assembly; ribosome biogenesis.
AUGUCAAAGAAUAUCAAAACUCCGACGAAUCAAAAAAUCCUCACUAAUGUGGCAGUGGUGAGAAUGAAGAAGACUGGAAAGCGAUUCGAGAUCGCUUGUUAUAAGAAUAAAGUUGUCAAUUGGAGAAACAAAACCGAAAAAGAUAUUGACGAGGUGCUUCAAACUCAUACAGUAUUUUCCAAUGUUUCCAAGGGACAACUAGCGAAAAAAGACGAACUCAUUGCGGCGUUCGGUAUUGAGGAUCAGUUCGAGAUUUGUAAAAUUAUUCUCGACAAAGGAGACCUCCAAGUGUCCGACAAAGAACGUCAAGCAGCGUCUGAUCAGUCUCUAAAGGAAGUGUCUCAACUGAUCGCGUCAAUGGUAGUGAAUCCCGAAACAAAACGCCCUGUUCCUCCUUCAGUAAUUGAUAAGGCCCUCCAGGAAAUGCACUUUUCACUAAAACCCAAUCGAUCAUCGAAACAACAAGCACUAGAUGCGAUUCCAAAACUCCGUGAGACUAUCAAAAUCGAAAGAGCCAAAAUGAAGAUCCGGGUGGCGAUUCCAACGAAAGAGGCAAAGGCAGUUCAUUCGAAAUUGAAGGCAUUGUUCAAUGAGGUAGAGCAGGAUGAUUGGCAGGACGGAAGUUUGGAAAUGGUUGGUCUCAUCGAGCCAGGAUCCUUCCGCGCUUUGGACGACUUGGUACGAAAUGAAACUAAGGGACAUGGACGUUUAGAGAUUCUAAGCUUGAAGGAUGUCGUUGAAGGAGAACUUCAGAUUUCUUAA